Molecule: messenger RNA, 1119 nt
Organism: Hyalella azteca
Lineage: Eukaryota; Metazoa; Arthropoda; Malacostraca; Amphipoda; Hyalellidae
Product: zinc finger protein 425-like
Exons: 3
Coding region: 28-1119 (363 amino acids)
Biological process (GO): regulation of transcription by RNA polymerase II
Cellular component (GO): nucleus
Molecular function (GO): RNA polymerase II cis-regulatory region sequence-specific DNA binding; DNA-binding transcription activator activity, RNA polymerase II-specific
Source: RefSeq, a predicted model, not a curated record
GCACUUUAUUCUUGUGUGCCGUGCAAGAUGGAAGCUCAAGUUGAGGCUCAUGACGCCCACCCAAACUCCUUACAGAACAUUUCUGCUCUGCUGUUGAAUCAGCAUGGCAAAGUUGGAUCAGCAUUGGCAUCAGGAGAGGCUGUUGGUGACGCUGACAGUUCUGGAGCGUCCAGCUCAAAAAACAUCAGGCUUGAGUGUUCCCAGCAUGGAUUGGCCCCUGCAGGUGCAGGCCAACUGCAGCAGCAGCACAUUGAUCUAGAACAUCCUACUUCAGGACCCGCCCACUGCUCAAAAUAUACCUCUAAUUCAGGAAGUGGACUAUUGCAGUACAUUAAUGCUGAGCAUUUCUUAGAAAAUUCAUUUAAAUUCCCUGACUAUGAACAAUCAUGUACUGCAAGAAAAUCACUGCAAGAGCAUAUCAACAGCAAUCAUAUGAGAAGAAGUGAACACCAAUGCCAAUUCUGUUUGAAUUCAUGUGCUACUGAUGCUGAUCUCAAACAACAUAUUCUCUUGCAUCAUCCUCAGAGAAAUGCACAGAAAAACCUGAGGGGUAAAUGUGUGGGUAGUUGCAAGGAAAUCUUGCACAAGCAUUGCCUUUCUAUAUGUUCAUCAAUGAAGAAGUUUCGAUGCUCAGAGUGUGAUUAUGCUUGCAGCAGAAAACAGACCUUGAAAAGUCAUUUGCUUUACAAACAUUCAACGGAAAAACCUUUUCAAUGCACUGAGUGUGAUUAUGCUUGCACCACAAAAUGGGACUUGAAAAGACAUUUGCUCUACAAACACUCAACACAAAAACCUUUUCAAUGCGCUGAGUGUAAUUAUGCUUGCAGCACAAAAGGGAACUUGAAUAGUCAUUUGCUCUACAAACACUCAACAGAAAAACCUUUUCAAUGCACUGAAUGUAAUUUAGCUUGCACCACAAAAAAGGGCUUGAAAAGACAUUUGCUUUACAAACACUCGACAGAAAAACCUUUUCAAUGCGCUGAGUGUGAUUUUGCUUGCACCACAAAAAAGGCAUUGAAAAGUCAUUUGCUCUACAAACACUCAACAGAAAAACUUUUUCAAUGCGCAGAGUGUAAUUUUGCUUGCACCACAAAAGGGACAAUUCUCGUGAACGUGUGA